GCCGAUCGCAGCGCUCGUUCCACCGCUCUUCCGCAGCCUCUGCGCCGGCCGACCGGCCCUACCGCGCCAUGGAGACGUGCGUCCUGCUGCCGCAGGAGUUCUCGCUGGUGCUGACGCCGGGCCGCGGCGGCGACGCCAAGUCGCCCGAGUCCGACGUCCAGGUCUGGAGCAACGCCCGGAUUCCGCAGGGCGUGCGCGUGUACCCGUUCCAGGGCACGGUGCGCCUGGACAAGCUGGAGGUGUACGGCUACCUCAGCCCGACAGAUAUCCGGCACCGGUUCGGCUGCUACGACGAGAUAGCCGAGCUGCAGGGCCACCGCGUGCGUCACUGCAACUGGGUGCGCUUCAUCAGACACACCAGCGUCUGCACGCCCGACGUCAACCUGGUCGGCAGCAAGUUCAGAGGGGAACCGAUUUACGAGGUGAUCCGGCCCAUCGCAGCUCACUCGGAGAUCGUGGUGUUCUACCUGCCGGAGCGGCCACAGGAGGAGUUCGUGCUGCCUGCCGUCGCCUACCUGCGACACUCGCUCUACAAGAAGACCAUGUACGCCAUCCUCGAAGACAGCCCGCUGGACCUGUCACUGUCGCUGCUGUCGCGCCAGCGCGCGGCCGCCGCCAACCCCGGCCGCCGCCCGCCGCCCGACGAGCGGCGCGCCGCCUCGUCGCCAACGUCGACGGCGUCGACGCUGUCGCUGGGCGAGCCAGAGGCGGCGCGGCCGGGCGCGGCGCCGCGCCGGCCGCGCGAGCGCACCAUGCUGCCGUGCCAGGUGUGCGGCAAGACGUUCGACCGACCGUCGUUGCUCAAACGCCACAUGCGCACGCACACAGGGGAGAAGCCGCACGUGUGUGACGUGUGCGGCAAAGGCUUCAGCACCAGCUCCAGCCUCAACACCCACCGACGCAUCCACAGCGGCGAGAAGCCGCACCAGUGCGGUGUCUGCGGCAAACGCUUCACCGCCUCCAGCAACCUCUACUACCACAAGAUGACGCACAUCAAGGAGAAGCCACACAAGUGCCAGCUCUGCUCCAAGUCCUUCCCGACGCCGGGCGACCUGAAGAGCCACAUGUACGUCCACAACGGCUCCUGGCCCUUCAAGUGCCACGUCUGCAGCCGCGGCUUCUCCAAGCAGACCAACCUCAAGAACCACCUGUUCCUUCACACAGGCGACAAGCCGCACAGCUGCAGCCUCUGCAACAAGAAGUUCGCGCUGGCCUGCAAUCUGAGGGCGCAUCUGAAAACGCACGACGGCGAGGCCAGCGAAGACUGCCCGAAGUGCGGCAGCCCGGCGAGUCAGCUGGUGUCCGGCGCCUGCACCGCCUGCUACACGGCCAGCCAGAGCGCGGAGGAGGACACGACCGCGUGCGAGGACAUCAGCGUGGUCUGAGCGGCGGCUGGAGGCGCUGCUGACCUCUGAUGACCCGGGCCGUGACCUGGCGCACUCGCGCGACUGGCCACCCCUCACGAAGGGCGCCAGGCCCUUCUGACAGGUCCGACGCCCGCCGAGCGCCGAGACGUGGUGGGCAGACGGCUGCUGGGCUGCUGCUGAUUGAUGCCCGGUGCGUGACCGUGAUGAUUUCAGCAGUGACCCGAAGCGAUGGAAGCGGAUUAUGUUGAGUAUGGCGCCACUUGUUACAUGUACAGCGAUUCGCUGCGCAUUCCGUCCAAAACGCUUGUGUGAUGCCUCUGAAAUGCGCAACUUGCAUCGCUGCAGCAGGAGCGCAGUUUGUGCAAUAACAUUUGGCCAAGACCUUGUGUGGUUUUUCUGGUGACUUCGCCAUCGUGUUGACGGUUGCUGGACGAUCAGUAAGAUGGACAUGUUAUGUUAUUAGAUUGAUUCUCUAUUGAGCUGUUGUAAUUUUAGAAAUCUCCACCUGAGUGAUACUCACAUAGUCACCCUUGUAAUGCGUAUGGUAAGCUUAGACAAUCAUCCGCUGUUGAACGUGUAAUAAUAUGUAUGCUUUGUCUAGUCAUUAGAUUGCUUCACGAGAAAGAAGUUGUAAAUAAAUGUCAAAUAUCG
Molecule: messenger RNA, 2018 nt
Organism: Pollicipes pollicipes
Lineage: Eukaryota; Metazoa; Arthropoda; Thecostraca; Pollicipedomorpha; Pollicipedidae
Product: zinc finger protein 235
Exons: 8
Coding region: 69-1385 (438 amino acids)
Biological process (GO): regulation of gene expression
Cellular component (GO): nucleus
Molecular function (GO): protein binding
Source: RefSeq, a predicted model, not a curated record